Messenger RNA from Diorhabda sublineata, 588 nucleotides. RefSeq lists its product as uncharacterized. Lineage: Eukaryota; Metazoa; Arthropoda; Insecta; Coleoptera; Chrysomelidae. The transcript is spliced from 3 exons. The coding region runs from base 1 to 588 and encodes 195 amino acids. The record is from RefSeq and is a predicted model, not a curated record.
AUGUGGUUAUAUUCCGGAAUUGUGGAGCAAAUUUUAAGGAAAGACAUUGGUGAUAGUGUAUUGAGACCUAUUUUGUUAAGUUCAUCGAUUAGAGCUGAGUGUGGAGGAGGAGGAGUGGAUAAAUCGAAAAGUAUUAGGAAAUCUAUUAAAGGCAAAAAAACGACAGGUACAGCAGCGGCUUCCUUAAAAACUUCGACGACAACAACAACACCAACUACUGAUAAGGAAGCCGUUAAAGUUGCCAAAAAAACAGACAAAAAAUCUUCGGCUAAAGGAGGAGUCGCCGCCGCCGCUUCCAAUACAGCCAGUGCCGCAUCAUCCGAAAUUAAAACGAAGAAUCCUACUAAAGCAAAAAAAUCCAAUAAAGGCAGUCCCACGAAAAAGCCGAAAGCACCAAAACCGACAACUGCGAAAGCAGCUGUUAGCAGCUCCUCUCCUAAAAAAGAUAGUACAACAAUCAAGAAUUAUUAUCGGACUGAUGAUGGGUACGACGACAAUCGAUGCCGUGACAUGACAAUGAAUGCGGUUACCCACGCCGCUGGUUACGGUACAAUUAUAACCGUAAAAAGGGGGAAUGAGGCGUUGUAG